GUCCGUCUGUCUGUCUGUCUGUCUAUGCUAUCUUUCCGUCUACUCUACCGUCGGGCUGGUCGGCCACUCAUCAACAUGAGAUUGAUCAGAAUUCCUCUGUGGGGUCAGUUGGCAUGAUUUCGACGGUGUCGCCCGAGUUGACCAUCGACACGCAGAUGUACCAGUCCUGGUGGCUGCGGGGCAGACCCGGGAUCUUGUACAGCUGCGGACCCUCCAACAUGCGACGGUGGACCUGUGUGGUGUGUGGGACACGCAGGAAGACGCAACAGGUGGGUGGGCCUGUAGGUGGUGUGCCUGUCCGCGUGUGUGUGUAUGAGUAACGUACCAUGGCCAGUAGUCCCGAUCGUCCGCUGUAUCUGACGACGGCGACGUCUCCCUCCCGCCACUUGCCCCAGCCCUCGAUGCAGCCCGUGUCGCGACCGCCCUGGAUCACCUCCAUUCCGCCCCAGCUGAAUGAAUCAAGACAGACGACAUUCAUUAUACAACGAGCCCUGUGGAUGGAUGGAUGCCUGUGGGGGUGGCGGUGGGUGGCUGGUGAGAUGUGAGAUGUGAGGUGUGAGUGGGUGGACCGACCCGUAGCAGGUGGCGUGAGGGACGACGCUAUGGUUGUUCUGGAGGCCCUCUGUGCUGCCUAUCAGACCGAUGAACAGCUGGGGCACACUGCCCAGCUGAUGAACCUACACACACAUCCAUCCAAACACACGAAUGCAGAGAAGAAAAGAGAGGUAGAUGGUGGAGGGUGUGUGCGUUGACUGGCGACAGGCGUGUGUGCGUACCUUUGCUUUGAAGUAGACGGUUGCGUCUCUGGUUUGGUUGACGGGCGGCUGCAUGAUGGCACAGCUAUAGCGGUCCCCCGCGUGCCUCACACAACGCUCAGACAGACGCAUCGCACCAGAUAUCACCUAACAGACAGGACAGUCAUAACAUACACCAAUAUGCACACCCACAUCCCUCCCUCCAUCCCUCCAUCCCUCCCUCCCUCCCUCUGUCUGUGUGUCUGUGCGUCUGACCUUGAAGUGGUACUCGAAGGGGAAGAGGUAAUCAGUCAUUCCCAGGUACUGCAGCAGGUGGCCGAACUCGCCUUGCUUCUCCUUCGGGAUGAUCGGCCGCGGGGCGGGCCGCCCAGGGCCCUCUAUCCGCUUGUUGCGCAGGAAGUUGAGCAGCGCCUUGAAGCAGUCCGGAUCAAAGUCGAGGAACACACUGGGAGCACACACACACAGAGAGAGAGCACCAAAAGGAUGGAUGUGUUCGUCAGGUCACCUCUCCUCCCACCCUCUGUGUGUGUGUGUGUGUGUACCUGCCCUGUUUGUCUCGUUUGACAGCGGCCUCCCACCUGCCGCUGAACAUGCUGGUGAGGAGGGAGGUCUCGCACUGACAGAGGGUGCUCCGCAGCACCGACAUCCGCUCACCGCCCACAUUCAGCUCUAUCACGUCCUCCUCGCACCCGCCCGAAGAUGAUGAAGGCGUCCCCGGCCGCUCUGAUGACAUGGCGCCCUCGCCCUCUCCCUCUCCCUCGCCGUCUACCGCUCCCUGUCUGUCCAUCUGUGUGGCGCCAUCCCUCUUGUUGUCGUGCUUGUCGCUACUCUCAUUCCUUCUCUCACUGGUGUGCGAGGCUGGUGUAGCGGGCGGGCCGGGAGUGACUGCCGGCUCUGAUAUGCGAUUAGGCGAUGAGGGGCUGCUGGACGGCGGCGGGUGCUUUUUGGCCAUCACGCACAAGCGGAAGCGCACCAGGGAGAACGUGGUUGCGUGCUCUUGCGUGUUUGAUGUUGUCCAGCUCCCUCCC
Messenger RNA from Vitrella brassicaformis, 1783 nucleotides. The record is from the annotation of a GenBank genome assembly. Lineage: Eukaryota; Vitrellaceae.